Messenger RNA from Octopus sinensis (East Asian common octopus), 2584 nucleotides. RefSeq names its product tRNA pseudouridine(38/39) synthase-like. Gene Ontology annotation, biological process: mRNA pseudouridine synthesis; tRNA pseudouridine synthesis. The record is from RefSeq and is a predicted model, not a curated record. Gene Ontology annotation, molecular function: RNA binding; pseudouridine synthase activity. Gene Ontology annotation, cellular component: nucleus; cytoplasm. Lineage: Eukaryota; Metazoa; Mollusca; Cephalopoda; Octopoda; Octopodidae. The transcript has 16 exons. The coding region runs from base 176 to 2305 and encodes 709 amino acids.
UUCCCCUAGGUACCUCCACAACCAACAGCACCACAUAUUGAGAACCCGCUGCCGCUACACUUGAGGAGUUAUACACAGUCCUCUCCAUCCAUCUCUCUACUGUGCAGGCUUAAUUCAUCUUAAACAGCUGCUGUUUAUAUGGCUUAGAUUAAUUUUAAACUCGAUCCUAAUCAUAAUGAUAGCUGAAAAGGUGCCAUGUGUUGGUCUACGCACAUUCCUAUACGGCUUGCCAGACUUCCGACGAGAAAAUAUGCUCCGUAAAGGCCGAGAGGUCCACAGAAUCUACGUUGAAGUGCAUAAAGGAACCACUUUCCUCGAAGAUCAAUUUACUCUGACAGAAUUCGGAAGAACCGUCUUAGAAAGCGGAGGCAUCAAGGCUGGCCGUGCAAAGAAUGUGGAGCAGAUAGUCGUCGCCCGAGAAACUCUGUAUUGCAGUGGCUCUGCAACAUGUCGACGAGUGUGUGGAGGAUAUUCAGAAUGUACUCCAGAUUGCUCGAAGACGAAAGUGCGGGGUCACAAAUGCAAUUACAGAGUCAAGAUGACUAUGCGCUUGGGACAUGUAAACUCUUGGUUUGUAGAGGUAACCGGUGACCACAGUGGAGCUUUUUUCCGUUACGAGAACAUGCUGCUGCAAAAACCUUCUGCCCGUUCUAGUCAAAAGAAAAUGCGAGCCAGCUUAACUAAUCCAUCUUCAUUCCCCCUUAUUAGCCACCUCACACCGUCUCAGGAACAGAACUAUUUUUUAAUGAAUGCUACAAUUAAAUCAGAACCACCUGAUACAACCGUGGAAGAAUUACCCAGCCCUGUGUUCCAGUCAAACCCUCUAGAAUUUCAUAACUCUACCAUUGACAAGAAACCUGGUUCACAGGCUGACAUGUCAUACACAUGUAUGGCUAGCAAUACUCAGGUGGUACCAGAUGAGCCCAGUAUGGCAGUUGCUCAAUCAAAUUAUACUGCUGUAAUGGAAGAGAUGUGGAAUGAUGCCAAUAUUGACUCUAAUGAAAAUGAUAAUGAUGACGAGAAGGAUUUGGUUAGACGGGUACGACAGUUAGAAGCUCAUGUUUCUCAACUGCGCAACAUAAUCCUGAAGAAUGAUAAGAAAGAAGAUAAGAAGAAAGAUCGAAAAGGAAAAGUUUUUGAUUUUUCUAAAUACAAUACAAGACACAUUGCUUUGAAAGUAGCCUAUCUUGGUUGGGACUACCAUGGCUUUGCUGUUCAAGAAGACAAUGAAAAAACUAUUGAGGCAGCAUUAUUUGAAGCAUUGAUUAAAACAAAACUAGUUGAUUCACGGGAGAAUUCCAACUAUCAUCGUUGUGGAAGAACUGACAAAGGUGUCAGUGCUUUUUGUCAGGUUAUUUCCUUGGAUCUUCGAACAUCAUUGUUAGAAGGGCCAGGUGUAAAAGUUCGUCAGAAUGGAACUGCUCAUGAAAGGCCAGGUGACAACAUGACUGAAAUUAAGUAUGUUCAUAUUCUCAACAAAGUCCUUCCUCCAGAAAUUAGGGUAUUAGCUUGGGCUCCAGUAGAUCCUUCCUUUAGUGCAAGGUUUAAUUGCAAAAGGAGAAAUUAUAAAUAUUUUUUCCCUGUUGGAAACCUGGAUGUUCAGUUGAUGGCUGAAGCGAGUCAAAAGUUAGUUGGAGAGCAUGAUUUCCGAAACUUCUGUAAAUUGGAUGUAGCCAAUGGGGUUGUGAGCUGUAAAAGGAAAAUUCUUUCUGUUGACAUUAUGGUUGUAGAACAAGGACCAAAUGGCUAUGAAAUUUGCGAGUUGUGUAUUGUUGGACAAGCUUUCCUUUGGCACCAGAUACGUUGUAUCAUUGCUGUAUUAUUUCUCAUUGGAGAAGGCAAAGAAUCUCCAGAGAUCAUAGAGGAACUGCUAAACAUUGAAAAAACACCACGGAGACCCCAAUACAACAUGGCUUCUGAACUUCCUUUGGUGCUGUUUGAUUGCCAUUUCUCAGAAGAAGAUCUGGACUGGGUCAUUGAAGCUGAUUGUCAUGAAGAAAAUAUCCGACAUUUCCAGAAGGUAUGGGCCCAACAUGCAAUCAAAGCAGCUAUGGUUAAACAAAUGCUUGAAGGACUCAACAGCCAUAAAGUUGAAACCGAUACUGAUAUAGCUCCAUGGUGUGAGCUGAGUGAGCCAAUACUUGCCCAAAGUGAAUGGUUAACACCUGGCUGUAAACCAAGACAUUACAAAUCUCUGUUGCAAAGACAAACAUGUGAGAGCCUGGAAUCAAAAAUUGAACAUUAUUCAAAGAAAAGGAAAUUCGCUGAAAAUCAAGACUCCUGGUCAGGAUUUGCUGGUGAAUGAAGUCUGCGAGAAACUGUGCCAAAUGAGAUUCGUUUUGGGAUCCAGUGAUACAAUUGUUUGCCAGAUUACUUGGAAUAUCGACUAGUCCAAAACCUAUGAAAGGGACCAGCAGUGGACCCUGUUAUUAUUUGUAUUUGUUUAUGUUAAUUUUACAAAAUAGGGGUCCAGUGAAAUAAGUCAAUAUUUUGUAUUAGUCUAGCAGAGCAUGCUAGAAUGAGAGAAAUUCUUAUGGAAAGAAAGACAAACAAAACAAAACCAAAAAAAAAAGACAAAAAAAAA